GUCGAAGCUUCAAGGACCACCCCUCACAUCUCGAUACCUUUCCCUUCUCAAGCUCCUUUCUCUGAGCCGGCCUGUGGAGGUUCUUCGCCAUCAUGGCGCCAGCAAAGGAUACCAUGUUCCGCUCGGUGGACAUGAGCAUGGUGCAACUGUACGUCGCCAACGAGAUAGGCAGGGAGGUCAUCAACGCUUUGGGCGAGAUUGGACAGAUCCAAUUCCGCGACCUUAACUCGGAAACGUCGGCCUUCCAACGUACCUUCACACAGGAGAUCCGGCGGUUGGAUAACGUGGAGCGACAGCUUCGCUACUUUCACUCACAGAUGGAGAAGGCUGGAAUUCCUCUACGAAAACUGGAUUUGGAUAUCGAGUCCCUGGCUGCGCCAUCUACCUCCGAAAUCGACGAGCUCUCCGAUCGAAGCCAAAGCCUCGAGCAAAGGGUCGCCUCGCUAAACGAUAGCUACGAGACGCUGAAGAAGAGAGAGGUGGAGCUGAUUGAGUGGAGAUGGGUGUUGAAAGAGGCUGGAGGAUUCUUUGACAGGGCGCAUGGCAAUGUUGAUGAACUUCGGACGUCUAUCGAUCAGGAUGACGAUGCGCCUCUACUCCAGGAUGUGGAACAGCACCCACAAAAUGGCGACGCUGGCGAGCGAUCUCUUUCGAUCAUGAACAUCGGCUUUGUUUCCGGUGUCAUCCCUCGCGAACGUGUUGCAGCUUUCGAGAGGAUCCUGUGGCGUACGCUCCGCGGCAACUUAUAUAUGAACCAGUCCGAGAUCCCCGAAACCCUCGUCGACCCGACCAACAACGAAAGCGUGGAUAAGAAUGUCUUCGUCAUUUUUGCUCACGGAAAGGAGAUUAUCGCAAAGAUCCGCAAGAUCUCCGAGUCCCUGGGAGCCGAUUUAUACGCUGUGGACGAGAACAGCGACCUCCGCCGAGACCAGAUUCACGAAGUCAACACUCGACUCAGUGAUCUUGGCAGCGUCCUGCGAAACACGAAGCAAACCCUCGAUGCUGAGUUGACACAGAUCGCUCGCAGCUUGGCCGCUUGGAUUGUGAUCAUCAAGAAGGAGAAGGCUGUUUAUGAAACGCUCAACCUCCUAUCCUAUGAUCAUGCAAGGAAGACGCUUAUUGCGGAAGCUUGGUGCCCGUCAAACUCCCUCCCUCAGAUCAAGGCCGCCCUUCAAGAUGUCAACAACCGGGCCGGUCUAGCUGUCCCAUCUAUCAUCAAUGAGAUUAGGACAAACAAGACACCACCGACUCUCCAAAAGACGAACCGAUUCACGGAGGGCUUCCAGACCAUUAUCAACGCUUAUGGUACUUCGAAGUAUCACGAAGUCAACCCUGGACUUCCUACUAUCGUCACCUUCCCAUUCCUCUUCGCCGUCAUGUUCGGUGAUCUUGGACAUGGCUUCAUCAUGUUCUGUGCGGCAGCUGCCAUGAUCUACUGGGAAAAGCCACUGAAGAAGGUUCGGGACGAACUGUUCACGAUGGCUUACUAUGGACGCUAUAUCAUGCUUAUGAUGGGAAUCUUCUCUAUGUAUACCGGUCUCAUUUACAACGAUAUCUUUUCGCGAUCGAUGUCCCUCUUCUCGUCUGCAUGGGAAUGGCCUACAGACUUCAAGAAAGGGGAUACGGUCGUAGCGCAUCUGAAUCGCGAUGGACACAGAUACCCGUUCGGUCUUGACUGGAUGUGGCACGGAGCUGAGAACGAGCUUCUUUUUGCAAACAGUUACAAGAUGAAGCUCAGUAUCCUCAUGGGUUGGUGCCACAUGACCUACUCCCUGUGCCUCUCCUAUAUCAACGCCCGUCGCUUCAAGUCCCCGAUCGAUAUUUGGGGUAACUUCAUCCCGGGCAUGAUCUUCUUCCAAUCCAUCUUCGGAUACCUUGUGUUCACCAUCGUCUACAAGUGGUCAACCGAUUGGUACCCGCUUGCACCCGACGACUGGCCUGCCGGCGUGCAAGCGCCUAACCACAGGAACCCACCUGGACUCUUGAAUAUGUUGAUCUACAUGUUCCUCCAACCCGACAAGAUUGAUGUGCCUUUAUACGGUGACGGAACGUACCAGAAGAUCAUUCAGAACUUCCUCGUUGUCAUUGCUAUUAUCCAGGUCCCCAUCCUCCUCUUCCUCAAGCCGUUUUAUCUGCGCUGGGAGCAUAACCAGGCCCGCGCCAAGGGUUACCGCGGAAUCGGCGAGACGUCGCGCAUCAGCGCUCUCGAUGGAGACGAUGAUGACCGUCGUGCUAGCAUUGCUAGUGAGACGGAGGGUGUCGAUAUGAUUACUCAGGGCAUUGACAAUGACGGUGAAGGCCACGAAGAGUUCGAGUUUGGCGAAGUCAUGAUCCACCAAGUUAUCCACACUAUUGAAUUCUGCCUUAACUGCGUUUCCCACACGGCGUCCUACCUGCGUCUCUGGGCUCUCUCGCUCGCUCAUCAACAGCUUUCCCUUGUUUUGUGGUCCAUGACUCUUAACAACGGGUUGACCUCAACCGGUAUCGGCGGAGUUAUCACCCUUGUCAUAACAUUCUACAUGUGGUUCUUCCUCAGUGUCUGCGUGCUCGUCGUCAUGGAGGGCACGAGCGCCAUGUUGCAUUCGCUGCGUCUGCACUGGGUCGAGGCGAUGAGCAAGCACUUCAUGGGUGAUGGAAUUGCGUUCGAGCCGUUCAGCUUCCGGCAGAUGCUGGAGGAGGACGAGGAGGUGAAGGAGUUCAGUUAGAGGGAUACGCGGCGCAUGUAACAAUAUAUACACUGUCUUUGGAUUUUCCUUAUGUUGCCCUAGCGGCGUGUAGUAGAUGUUAUGAAUUGGAGAAAGAUACGCUAGUC
Molecule: messenger RNA, 2812 nt
Organism: Pseudogymnoascus verrucosus
Lineage: Eukaryota; Fungi; Ascomycota; Leotiomycetes; Thelebolales; Thelebolaceae
Gene: VPH1
Product: H(+)-transporting V0 sector ATPase subunit a
Exons: 4
Coding region: 93-2705 (870 amino acids)
Biological process (GO): proton transmembrane transport; vacuolar acidification
Cellular component (GO): vacuolar proton-transporting V-type ATPase, V0 domain; fungal-type vacuole membrane; vacuolar proton-transporting V-type ATPase complex
Molecular function (GO): proton-transporting ATPase activity, rotational mechanism; ATPase binding
Source: RefSeq, a predicted model, not a curated record